Molecule: messenger RNA, 2289 nt
Organism: Oncorhynchus tshawytscha (Chinook salmon)
Lineage: Eukaryota; Metazoa; Chordata; Actinopteri; Salmoniformes; Salmonidae
Product: multidrug and toxin extrusion protein 1-like
Exons: 17
Coding region: 206-1984 (592 amino acids)
Biological process (GO): xenobiotic detoxification by transmembrane export across the plasma membrane
Cellular component (GO): membrane
Molecular function (GO): xenobiotic transmembrane transporter activity; antiporter activity
Source: RefSeq, a predicted model, not a curated record
GGGUGACGAGAAUACGCCCCAAACUACAACACAUGCGGCGGUGUCGACCCCCUGCUGUAGCCGACUGAGCGCUCUACAUUUUUCGUUUGUUACUCUGCACUCAGACACGCCAAAGGACCGUUCUGUAUCAACAAGAGUUUCUGAAGUUGGUUGGGCAAACCUUACAGCCGCAUAUAUCUCCUUUGCGCGCCCUCUCUUCCACAUAAUGGAUCAUUCUAAAUCAAAUCCUGUCGCGGUUAACGUAGUGAACGGACAUUCUAAAAGUGAUGAAGCUUCGGUAACCGAAUCCACCGUAGAGUCACCCGUGUUUUGCUGCGGCUGUCUGAGGCGGAUCAGAGGCUGGAUCCCCGUGCAUUAUAAAGAAGAGAUUGGCCAAAUUCUGAAACUAGCGGGACCGGUGGUUAUAUCCCAGCUGAUGAUCUUUCUGAUCAGUUUUGUCAGCACCGUGUUCUGUGGUCACCUGGGGAAGACUGAGCUGGCUGGGGUGGCACUGGCUAUAGCGGUGAUCAAUGUCACCGGCCUCUCCAUUGGCUCUGGCCUGGCAUCAGCCUGUGAUACUCUCAUAUCUCAGACAUUUGGCAGUGGUAAUAUGAAUCGUGUUGGCAUGAUUCUACAAAGGGGGGUUCUGAUUCUGCUCCUGGCCUGCUUCCCCUGCUGGGCUCUCCUCAUCAACACUGAACCCAUCCUAUUGGCUGUUAAACAGAGCCCGGAGGUCGCCAGGCUCUCCCAGCUGUAUGUGAUGAUCUUCAUGCCAGCCUUGCCGGCUGCCUUCAUGUUACAGAUAAUGUUGUGUUUCUUCCUACAGGGUAUCAUCUGGCCUACCGUGCUAGUAGGAUUGGUGGGAAACAUUCUUAAUGCUCUCAUCAACUACAUCUUCCUCUACGUGCUGGACCUGGGCGUAGCUGGUUCUGCUGCAGCCAACUCCAUCUCCCAGUACUCCCUGGCUGUCUUUCUCUACUGCUAUAUUGUCUGGCAGGGUCUGCACAAGGCCACCUGGGAAGGUUGGUCAGCUGACUGCCUGCAGGAGUGGGGUCAGUUCAUCACACUGGCCAUCCCAAGUAUGCUAAUGCUGUGUCUGGAAUGGUGGACCUAUGAGAUCGGCGGUUUCCUGGCAGGUCUUAUCAGUGAGGUGGAGUUGGGGGCUCAGUCUGUUGUCUAUCAGCUAGCUGUCAUCACCUACAUGUUUCCUCUUGGAUUCUCAGUAGCAGCCAGUGUGAGGGUGGGCAACGCUCUGGGUGCAGGGAACACAGAACAGGCCAAGCUGUCUGGGAAGGUUGCCUCCAUCUGUGCAUUCAUCGUCUCGUGUUUUGUCAGUACGUUUGUCCUCGUGACUAAAGACGUGAUGGGGUACAUCUUUACCACAGAACAGGACAUUGUGAAGAGGGUGGCUGACAUCAUGAUCCUGUAUGGCUUCUUCCAUCUGGCAGACACCUUCGUGGGCGUGAUGGGCGGUGUCGUGCGUGGAGCAGGAAAGCAGAAGAUUGGAGCGUUGUGUAAUCUGGUGGGCUACUACUUCAUUGGCUUCCCCAUCGGAGUCUCCCUCAUGUUCCCUAACAAGAUGGGCAUCAUCGGUUUGUGGAUAGGCCUGUUCACCUGUGUGUUAAUCCAGUCCUUGUUCUUGGUUGUUCUGCUGUGUAAACUGGACUGGAAAAAAGCCAGUCAAGAGGCUCUGGUGAGGGCAGGAGUCCAGCUCCCUGAAAGGAAAGAAGAGCAGUUUGGACUGGAGAAGAGAGGCUGGUCGGAGGCGGUCCCACCCAGCGACGAGAGCCCUGGGGAGGGAAAGACGGACGUGGAGGGGCUGGGUGGGGACAGGGGGGAAGGCGGGGAGGAGUUGGAGGCUGAGGCGGGGCCGGUGGUCAGUACGGUGAGGUUGACUGUCAGACAGCUGGUGCUUCGACGUGGGCUAGUUGUCAUCCUCAUGUUCCUCAUCCUCACCGCUGGAAUCAUCCUCAGUGAACUGCUCACCAGCCUGCUGCUCGGAUAAACUGAGCCAAAGAGAUUACCCACAGCCACAUAUACAGUACAGGAGGUUAUUACAGCCACAUAUACAGUACAGGAGGUUACUACAGCCACAUAUACAGUACAGGAGGUUACUACAGCCACAUAUACAGUACAGGAGGUUACCACAGCCACAUACAGUACAGGAGGUUACCCACAGUACAGGAGGCUACCACAGCCACAUAUACAGUACAGGAGGUUACUACAGCCACAUAUACAGUACAGGAGGUUUCUACAGCCACAUAUACAGUACAGGAGGUUACUACAGCCACAUAUACAGUACAGGAGGUU